This is a messenger RNA of Eupeodes corollae, 833 nucleotides long. RefSeq names its product protein YIPF6. The transcript has 6 exons. Gene Ontology annotation, biological process: endoplasmic reticulum to Golgi vesicle-mediated transport. The coding region runs from base 149 to 805 and encodes 218 amino acids. Gene Ontology annotation, cellular component: trans-Golgi network; membrane. The record is from RefSeq and is a predicted model, not a curated record. NCBI's taxonomy places the organism in Eukaryota, Metazoa, Arthropoda, Insecta, Diptera, Syrphidae.
CACUUUUAUAAUGUGUCACAUUUGACGUUUGAUAACAGCUCUGUUGUCAUAAAUAAAUUCUUAAGGAAAAUAGACAAUGUUUAAUUCAGAUAAUUUUCACAAAUAGGAAUUUUAAAAUCUAAUUAAAAUAUUAACCAAUCGAAAAAACAUGGAUUCUUCACUUGAGAUGUUCGAUGAUGUUCCACAAAGCCUGGAAGGCGAUAUGUCCGUCCCUUCGAGAAGCAAAAACACGUCACAACCGGGAGCUCCUGACUUUAAUACUCUAGAUGAACCCAUCAAGGAGACAAUGCUGCGAGAUAUUCGGGCAGUUGGUGUGAAGUUCUAUCAUGUUCUCUAUCCAAAAGAAAAAUCAAGUUUAUUACGAGAUUGGGAUCUAUGGGGACCACUGGUAUUGUGCACCUUUAUGGCAACAAUCCUUCAGGGAUCUUCUGAUAGUAUUAACGAUGGUGGUCCAGAAUUCGCACAGGUGUUUGUGAUUGUUUGGAUCGGAGCAGCAAUUGUGACUUUAAACUCGAAACUUCUUGGAGGCAAUAUAUCGUUCUUUCAAUCAGUGUGUGUCUUAGGCUAUUGCCUAACUCCAGUCGCUGUCGCCUUGAUAGUUUGUCGGGUGAUUCUUCUCGCAACACAGACUAAACUUCUGUUCUUUUUACGAUUAGUAACAACUAUGAUUGGAUUCUUUUGGGCUACUUACGCUUCUUUCGUAUUUUUGGGUGAAAGUCAGCCUCCAAACCGUAAAGCUCUUGCCGUCUAUCCAAUAUUUUUAUUCUUCUUUAUUGUAUCGUGGCUUGUUAUAUCACAUAAUUAAGUAAAUAAAUUCCAUUUAUACAAAUAAA